Molecule: messenger RNA, 1827 nt
Organism: Trichomycterus rosablanca
Lineage: Eukaryota; Metazoa; Chordata; Actinopteri; Siluriformes; Trichomycteridae
Gene: chrna6
Product: cholinergic receptor, nicotinic, alpha 6
Exons: 6
Coding region: 24-1520 (498 amino acids)
Biological process (GO): monoatomic ion transmembrane transport; nervous system process; chemical synaptic transmission
Cellular component (GO): neuron projection; postsynaptic membrane; synapse
Molecular function (GO): transmembrane signaling receptor activity; acetylcholine-gated monoatomic cation-selective channel activity
Source: RefSeq, a predicted model, not a curated record
UAGCUCAGAGGUAAAGAAGCUCGAUGUUUUGUGCAGGGAGAAACACUUUGGUCCAGUUGUUCCUCCUCCUUAUAGCGCACGAGUGUCUCUCGUCUAAAGGAGAGGACAGGUUGUUCCGCCGCUUGUUUCGAAGGUAUAAUCAAUUCAUCCGACCGGUGGAGAACGUGUCAGAUCCAGUGACGGUGGAGUUUGAGGUCUCCAUCUCUCAGCUCGUCAAAGUGGAUGAAGUUAAUCAGAUAAUGGAGACCAACCUUUGGUUGAGACACAUUUGGAAUGACUACAAGCUCAAAUGGACUCCAACUGAAUUCGAUGGCAUUGAACACAUCCGAGUUCCAUCCAAUAAGAUCUGGAGGCCUGACAUUGUGCUCUACAACAAUGCUGUAGGUGACUUUUUGGUGGAAGAUAAGACUAAAGCCCUGCUGAAAUUUGAUGGCACCAUCACCUGGGUCCCUCCAGCUAUAUUUAAAUCCUCCUGCCCCAUGGACAUCACCUACUUCCCCUUCGAUUACCAAAACUGCUCCAUGAAGUUCGGCUCAUGGACGUACGACAAGGCCAAGAUCGACUUGGUGCUGAUUGGCUCCAGGGUGAACGUCAAGGAUUUCUGGGAGAGCGGUGAGUGGGAGAUCAUCGACGCUCCCGGGUACAAGCAUGACAUCAAGUACAACUGCUGUGAGGAGAUUUACACGGACAUCACGUACAGCUUCUACAUCCGGCGUCUGCCUUUGUUCUACACCAUCAACCUCAUCAUCCCAUGCCUCCUAAUCUCCUUCCUGACCAUCCUGGUCUUUUAUCUUCCAUCGGAUUGUGGUGAGAAGGUGACACUGUGCAUUUCUGUUCUUCUGUCCCUCACCGUCUUUCUGCUGGUCAUAACUGAGACCAUCCCGUCCACGUCUCUCGUGAUCCCUCUGAUCGGCGAGUACCUCCUGUUCACCAUGAUUUUUGUCACGCUCUCUAUCGUCAUCACCGUCUUCGUGCUCAACGUGCACUACCGCACUCCCACCACGCAUGCCAUGCCCGCCUGGGUGCGUGCCGUUUUCCUCCAGACACUUCCCAGGAUCAUGCUCAUGAGACGUCCAGAGUCCUCUGGGAAGGAAGGUGGACCUGAAAGUGGGACCGUGUCUGGAACUGGACGAGGAGAAGGAAAGAAAAGCAGCAGCAGCAACUGUUUGGAGUCUGGAGACGGGCAAGUGAGGGAAGCAGAGGGCAAAAAGGGGGCAUGUCCACGUCAUUCAAUAAAAGAUGUCCCAGAGGGGGACUGUGGGAAGGCCAGUCGGCAGCUGAGUGCCGUAAACACGGUCGUGGCAUUUUCAGUGGUGUCACCUGAGAUCAAGCAGGCGAUCGAGAGUGUCAAGUACAUAGCGGAGAACAUGAGAAGCCGUAACAAGGCUAAAGAGGUAGAGGAUGACUGGAAGUACGUGGCCAUGGUAAUUGAUCGGAUCUUUCUGUGGGUGUUCGUACUGGUGUGUGUACUCGGAACGUUUGGCCUUUUCUUCCAGCCUCUCAUUGGCUUUUUCGCAUAACCGCUGGUCAAUCCAACACACACCACAUGUUUUGUCCAGUCAUAGACCAGUGCAUCUGUAUCUACCAGUCACCGGAAUCACGGACACAAUCACAAUGAUGUAUUCAAUCACUUCAGCUUUCACAAUAGUAAAAUACUCGUGUCCUGUCACACCACAUAUAAAAUCACAAUCGGUUCAUUUACAGUUUUGCUUAUUUUAAUACAAUUAUCGGGCGUAUAUAUGAAAAGAAGGGUGGUCAAGUUGUACACAAGACCACAAGAAAAGUCAACAAAUCAUCCAACAUAACAGAGAAAAAUAAACAACAUGA